GGCUGGGCCUGAACUAGCUCCGCGGUCUCCCACCGGCUUGCGGGCCACGCUGUCAUGCGUUCGGGGGGCCGCGGGCGGCCCCGGCUCCGGCUUGGGGACCGGGGUCUCAUGGAGCCACCUUCACCCCGCAAGCGCCGCCUGCUCCCCCGCGUGCAGCCCUUGCCCCUGCUGCUGCUGGCGCUGGCGGUGGGCACCGCGUUGCUCAUUCUCUGGGGCGGCUGGCGCCGAUGGAACGAGGAGCUGGCGCGGGGCCGGGAGCACCGGGCCCCGCUGAUUGGAAGCCUCCCGGAAGCCAAGCUGCGGAUGGUGGUGGGACAGCUGGACCCACAGCGACUCUGGGGGACGUUCCUGCGCCCCCUGCUGAUUGUGCGCACCCCGGGUAGCCCAGGCAAUCUCCAAGUGAGGAAGUUCCUGGAGGCCACGCUGCGGGCCCUGACAGCAGGUUGGCAUGUGGAGCUGGAUCCCUUCACGGCCUCGACACCCCUGGGGCCAUUGGACUUUGGAAACGUGGUGGCCACCCUGGACCCAGGAGCUGCCCGUCACCUCACCCUGGCCUGCCAUUACGACUCGAAGUUCUUCCCUCCCGGGUCUGCCACCUUUGUGGGGGCCACAGAUUCCGCUGUGCCCUGUGCCCUGCUACUGGAGCUGGCCCAGGCCCUAGAUCUGAUGCUGAGCAAGGCCAAGCAGCAGGCAGCUCCAGUAACCCUGCAGUUCCUCUUCUUGGACGGGGAAGAGGCGCUGAAAGAGUGGGGACCCAGGGAUUCCCUUUAUGGGUCCCGGCACCUGGCCCAGCUCAUGGAGUCCAUACCCCACAGCCCUGGCCCCACGAGGAUCCAAGCUAUCGAGCUCUUUGUGCUUCUUGAUCUCCUGGGAGCCCCAAACCCCACCUUCUACAGCCAUUUCCCCCGAACCAUCCGCUGGUUCCAGCGACUAAGGAGCAUUGAGAAACGCCUGCACCGGCUGAACCUCCUGCAGUCUCACCCCCAAGAGGUGAUGUAUUUCCAACCUGGAGAGCCCCCUGGCUCUGUGGAAGAUGACCACAUCCCCUUCCUCCGCAGAGGGGUCCCGGUGGUCCACCUCAUCGCCACGCCCUUUCCUACUGUCUGGCAUACUCCUGCAGACACUGAGGCCAAUCUCCAUCCACCCACGGUGCACAAUCUCAGCCGCAUCCUGGCUGUGUUCCUGGCUGAGUAUCUGGGGCUCUAGGCUGGAGGGGACAGUACCAGAGGAGACCUUCCUCCAGAAGCACCCCCCAGUGGACAAGUCCAGAUCUACCUCAGGAGUGGCUUUGUCCUCACCUAUCCCGUCAGCUCCUACUUGGGUCAAGGCCACUUCAAGGACACAGAAGGGACCACAGAAUGGAUGUCGAACAGGGUGGUGAGACGAAGAGUACGAGUUUGGCCCCUGCUCUUGGGUCCACAGCUAUACUGGAGGUUUCCAUGGACCAGAUGCUGAGCUUUUAGCCAGCAAGGGCUGGUUUGGCUUCUUGUGGUUGGGCUAGCAACCAAACCCAACCAAAUGAAUUCUUUCGGCUUAUGCUUUCCUCUCUGCCCAAUCUACACAAUGACAGUUUUGCUACUGCAGAAUCAGGAACAGAAAUGAAAGGCCAGCUUCUAGAAGACAGGUUUUCUCUGAUCCAGUACGCCACUGCUUGAA
Molecule: messenger RNA, 1656 nt
Organism: Dipodomys spectabilis (banner-tailed kangaroo rat)
Lineage: Eukaryota; Metazoa; Chordata; Mammalia; Rodentia; Heteromyidae
Gene: Qpctl
Product: glutaminyl-peptide cyclotransferase like
Exons: 7
Coding region: 55-1206 (383 amino acids)
Molecular function (GO): glutaminyl-peptide cyclotransferase activity; zinc ion binding
Source: RefSeq, a predicted model, not a curated record